AUGACACUGACCCUCUUCAUCGGCAAUAAACGCUACUCCUCAUGGUCAAUGCGGCCUUGGGUCCUCCUCAAAGCCCUCGAAAUUCCCUUCGAAGAAAAGGUCUACUUCUUCAAACCCGGCGCCGUGCAGCAAGACUUUCUAUCUUUCUCCCCGACGGCCAAAGUGCCCUGUUUACACGAUACUCCCACCUCGAUCGUUGUCUGGGACUCGCUCGCCAUAUGCGAGUACAUCGCCGAGAAAUACCCCACCGCCUGGCCGGAAGAUAUUGUUGCGCGUGCAUUUGCUCGAAGUGCGUCUGCCGAGAUGCAUUCUGGGUUUUCUGAGUUGCGAAAUACGUGCCCGAUGAAUGUUGCAUCGAAGACCGAGUUAGGAGUGCGCAGCGAGGGGCUUCAGAAGGAUAUCGCUCGGCUCAACGCAUUGUUCGAGGAAGGAUUGACGAGAUUUGGCGGGCCUUGGUUGGCAGGGAAGGAAUUCACUAUUGCCGACGCCAUGUUUGCUCCGGUCGCUUCGCGGUGCAGGACUUAUGGCAUUCAGCUAGAGGGCAGAGCUGGGGAGUAUGUGGAUCGGCUGUUCCAGCACCCUGCCGUGCAAGAGUGGGUUCGCGGGGGAAUUGAGGAAGGAGCACAAUAUUACGCGGGUCUGCCUUGA
Aspergillus melleus is the source of this 648-nucleotide messenger RNA. RefSeq names its product glutathione S-transferase family protein. Gene Ontology annotation, molecular function: maleylacetoacetate isomerase activity; glutathione transferase activity. Gene Ontology annotation, biological process: L-phenylalanine catabolic process; glutathione metabolic process. The record is from RefSeq and is a predicted model, not a curated record. The transcript has a single exon. The coding region runs from base 1 to 648 and encodes 215 amino acids. Lineage: Eukaryota; Fungi; Ascomycota; Eurotiomycetes; Eurotiales; Aspergillaceae.